UUGACAUCUGUCCCUGCCCCUGUCCAUAACACAAAGCAAUAUAAAGUUUACCAAAUAAAUAUUUACACAAGUUAAUACAUAUUGCAUUUGUUAAUGAUAUUGCCCGAAUAUUUUGGCAAUUGCCUUAACUGUACUUCACUCAAUUGAUUACAAAAGAAGAUGACUGAAAAACGAAUAGGAUUUUUAUACAAAGUAGCAACUAGAUUAGCAACUGUACCACAAGAGAAUUCGCAAGUACAACAUCUUAGAAGUUUUUACUUGAUGAGAUGUAAGGAAAUAACACAAGGUUAUGGAUUACCACAGCAACAAUUCUCAGUCAAAAGCCGUUGUCCGCAUUGUUGUUUAGAAUGGACAAAAAAUACUGUUUCAAAAGUCAAAUCAUUACAACUCACCAAAAGACAGAGAAAAAGAAUCAAGAAAAAUAAAACAAAAAAAGAUUUAUUACAUAGCAAUAAGCUUGAACAAAUCUGUUCUUUUUGCAAACACAACACUACUAGGACUGUUUUAAAACCAAAAUCGAAAGAUAAAGAACUAAAAAAGGUUGAAUUAAGAAAUACAUAUACGAAAAACAUAAAAUCGAAAAAUGUUAUAGAAAAUAAAGAGGACCUAAAGGCGACUGAGAAGAACCAAAUACUAAAUGCAUAUAUCACAUCCAAGGAUGUAUUUUCAUUGAGCAACAAAAAUAAUACACUAUCAAACACUAUUAAGGAUAAACCUAAAAUAAUAAAAAACAACAAAAGGAAGAAAGAUAAAUUUGCUGGUUUAUGUAAACAAGCAGUAUUGGCAUCUGCUAAAUUAAAAGUUGAAAAGGAAAAGCCGAGUAACAUUUCUUUAUUUCUCAAACCAUGUUUAUAGAAAAAUAUUUCUA
Molecule: messenger RNA, 868 nt
Organism: Papilio xuthus (Asian swallowtail)
Lineage: Eukaryota; Metazoa; Arthropoda; Insecta; Lepidoptera; Papilionidae
Exons: 4
Coding region: 160-855 (231 amino acids)
Source: RefSeq, a predicted model, not a curated record